CCAAAGGGUGAAGAACCGACCAUUCUUGUUUAGUUUUGGAGUCUUUACACAUCUACAGCUUCUCAGGGAAAAGUAGUACCUAGAGAUAAUUUGUGUAAACAUUAUUUUCGAACCAGGAAGUGAUAUUUUGAUCGAAAAGGAAGUUGUUAUACUGCGUCAAGUUUUUCUAACUUUCAAAGUUUGGAGUCAUGAAGUAACAGUUUCAAACUCAGAGAAAAUUUGAAGAAAAAUCAGUAAACUUGGACAAGAUGAGUAGACCACCAAGAAAAUUGCUCCCUCUACCAGACUCGGAUGCACCAAAGUCAGGAAGGCCUCCCCCGCCGGUACCAUCAGACGAUAGUGGUCCUCCACCACCUGUCCCAGGGAGGCGUGCACCACCCCCAAUUCCACCCCAAGAGGCAGAAAAGCUAAGGGAUGAUUCCCCAUCACCACCUUCCACUCCACGGUCAUCCAGGCCGCCACCGCGAGGACACAACUCUUCUCCCCGCCCACCACCCCCAUCACGAAAUUUACCACCGGUUCCUGGGAGGAGAGAGCCUCAACAAAUUCCUACAAAGCCUGAUGACCAGGAAGUUUAUGACGAUGGAGAGGCAGGGGAAAUAUAUGAAGAGGAUGUAGAGAUUGGUCCAGAGGAAGUUUAUGAUGAUGGCGAAAUCGGUCAGGAAGUAUAUAAUGUCCCUGAAGAAGAAACUCCACCCCCUAUUCCUGCUACCCCACGGAGGGAACUUCCACCCCCGCCCCCUCAGACAGGAAGACCACCCCCACCUAUCCCGUCAGAACCUCAGGAUGUAUAUGAAGUGGAGCCAGAACCCGAUCCUGUACGCCCUCAGACACCCCCUGAUGAAUCAGGGGAGAGUAUUUAUGAGAUGGAACCAGAAGUUUCUGACCAACCCUCCAAAGGGCCUCCUGAGCUUCCUGGAAGACCCCCAGUACCUGCCCCUCCUCAACAGGAAACCUACGAAAUGGAAGAUGAAGGGGAGCAAGAAAAUUAUGACGAAUUUUCCUUGGCCGAUGAAAUGCCACAGGACACAUAUGAUGAAUUUGAGGCAGGUCCCCCUGGGGAGGUGUAUGAGGAUGUGGAUGAUGAGAAUCAACCCCCCAGAAUUCCAGGAAGACCUAUACCCCCACCCCCUCCAUCAGUACCUUCUCCCUCUAAACCAACACCUCCACCUCCAAAAAAUAAAGCUACUCCUGCUCCCAGACCAACACCUAAACUCCCUCUAGGAGGGGGACCAAUGGGUUUUGAUAUCAGUGCCAUUAAAGGAGUCCAACUCAAAAAAGUCGGAUUGCCAACAGAAGACAAACAGAAAGCCAAGGAAUCAGACAAAAUUUAUGAUGAAGAUGGAGGCGUCAAAUCGGCAUUUGAAAAAUUCAAACAGAAAGGAUCAGGUGUAGAGCAAAUAGACUUUAGAAAUGUUUUAUCUAAGGCUAAAACCAAUACGCCCCCAAAUGACACCGGAAAUAAGCCAUCCAUACAGAAAACACUUCCGUCAACUCCAUUGAAACCCCCAGUAAACAAAUGGGGAUUAAAAAGCACCCAAGGUGAACAAAGUUCACUAGAACAAUCUAAUGUAACCAAAAAAUUUCUCCCUCCUGUGCCUCACAAACCAUUGGAAGAAGAACAACAAACAGUAUCACCUCAAAAAUCACCCAUACCUUUUAAACCGAAGCACAACGAACAUCAUCCUUUACCAGAAGUUCCAACACCAACUGUAAGAUUGUCACCUCUUCCCGAUUCAUCUCAGAAAAAGGAGGUACCAGUACCUCCAAGGCAAACUGCUCCAAGCCAUGACACACCUCCUAUCCCCGCUGUGAGGCGAUCUCCAUCCCCCUCUAAGGAAUCCCCACCUCCACCCCCGCCCGCCAAAUCAGUGCCCGAUAAACCACCUGUGCCUUACAGUCAAGUAAAACCCACCGUGAAUGUCGCCAAUGGCACCAAGAUGGGUAUUGAGGAGGACCACAACUCAUCAGAGAAUGAAGAUGAUGAUAUUUACGACGACGCUAUUUCAAAUCGAGAUCCCUUGUUAGGCGAACCUUGGUAUUUCAAAACAUUGAAGGAUAGAAAAACCGGCGAUAAGCUAUUAAAGAAAGUUGGGAAGGAUGGAACGUUUUUAAUACGAGAAAGCACUAAACAAGGGAAUUUCCAGCCUUAUACCAUGAUGGUCUUAUUUCAAAACAAUGUCUAUAAUCUGAAAAUAAGAGUACGAGCUGAUGGCAAAAUGGCUCUGGGAGAGGAAAAACCGGACGAAAUGUCCUUUAUGGAUGUUCAGAAACUGGUCAAAUACCACAGAGAAACGGAAGUUAUACUAGUUGGACACACAGGACAGCACAAGACACUGCUAAAAUAUUCUCCACCCCAAAAUUCCAUCUAAAGAACAACAAAGAACUGCUCAAAAAUUCUCAACCCAAGCAUUCCGUGUAAAGAAAAUAUUGACACCAAUAAUACAGGACUGUAUUAUGAUUGAGUUAUAGAAGGGGAAAACUAAAGUUUUAUUUUUUACAAUUUAUUGUAACAUUCCUGUAAAAAGAGAAAGGCAUGCAAUUUAAUUUUUAAGAUUAUCUUUAUUGUUUGCUUUGUUCCUGAAUGCUUAUCCUAUUGCAUUGAUAUCUUGUUGAAUAACUUUAUGGUCUCCCAAACUGGACCAAUCAAUGUUAUUAAUAGACUUUAUAUCUGGUAUGUAUGAAUUUCAUUCACCAUAAGCUUCGUUUCUGUAGUGUUUUGUAUUAUUGGCAUAAGAAAGUUUUUUUUUACUGCGUUGUGAUAUGCUGGAAGUGGUAAAGUUUUAUAUUUGUUUUCAAGAUUUUUAUAUUCCAUGAUAUGCUAGUGUCAGGAUAAUCCAUGAUACGCCAGUGUCAGGAUAAUCCAUGACAUGCUAGCAUAUACGCUGGUAUGCUAGUGAUACCAUAUACUAUGGUAUGCUUGUGUUAGCAUAUUCCAUGAUAUACUACUGUGAGCAAUUCCAUCGUAUGCUAGUGUUAGCAUAUUCUAUGGUAUGGUAGAAUAUGUAAACGUAAUGCAUUAUUAAGAAUGUGUCUUGCCAGUAUCAACAUAAAUAAACUUGUUAAUGGAUCAUUUUUAAGCAAAGAGAAAAACGAUCCAUAAACUCAGUCAUAAUAAGGCCAUCAUAUUAAAAAUGUUCUGAUGGCUUUAUUAAGAAAUUGGUUAGACUGCAUCUCAUCCGUUGGUGCUUUGUGUGUGUGUGUGUUAGGUUUAAAUGUAGAUGUGUUUUGUAUAUCUGAAGUAUUUGACCUGUAAGCUGGACACAGAAAGUAAGGUAAAUAUUUCUAUUCCUUGGUCAAGAAAGGAACAGAGAGUUAAUUGACCAUGAACUGAAAUCAAUGGUCAGUUAAUAUAAGGUUUACUUUGUCAUAUUUAAGGAUACUUGUAAAAAAGUUUAAGUGAAAUGUGUCUUCUGAGCGAAAGAAAAAAAACUUAAAUAGAAAUACCUACAUUCCAUUUUGUUCAUUUUUUUAAAUACUUGAUUACCUCAUUUGUUAAUAUUCAUGUAAAAAGAGUAUAAUCAGAAAAAUAAAAAUGUAGUUUUUGAUAAUUAAUAAUCAUAUAUUUUUUCUAACUGUUUACUAGUAUCAUGUUAUAAUAAAACUAUACGCAUAGAAGGUGCAUGCUACAUGUUUCAUCUUGUCAAAAAUAUUAGUCUUAUUUUACAACUUAUCAUAAGUUAUUGCAGGAAUUAAAAAAAAACUUCUUAAAAAUCUACAUUAUUCAUUUUAAGGACAUACGCAACGUAGUUUGAACUUCAUUGUCUUUUUCCCUGGAGUUGAAGAUUUCCAAUACUUAAAGGAACUGUGUGCUACAUUUUAAUGUCUAUAUAUGCUGCUGUACACUUCUUCUAAAACAAGUUUGGAUAAACAAAACAUCUAGAAUAUAUGUUUAGUAAUUUUUUGUGUAUUUUUCUUUGAAUCAUACAAGAAUUUUCAUUAAUUGAUAUCUUUUCAAGACCCCUGGUAAUGUAUGCUGAUUUUUUGUCUACGAACAUCUGAUGGCACUAAAAUCUUAAAUUAAGAAUAUCUUGAAAAAUUACCCGUAGGUAAGGUACGUUGCGUAUGUCCUUAAAUAAUGUGUAUUUGUAAUGCCUAACAUUUUAUUUUUCUUUUAGGUGUGUGUGUACGUGUGUUUCAAUUUUGAUCAAACUGAAAUACAAAAAUUAGUAGAGAAAUGAUUUACCAAAGUAGACUUUGAUCCCAUUGGUUUAAAGUGACCAUUUGCUAAAUUGUAUCAUCUUUAAGAAAGUUUACAGUUCAGAAGUGGUAUAUAAUACAAGUAUGGCAAAUACGAAAUUUACAGACAUGCUUUUUAUAUCGUUGUCCUGUUUCUGGAUGACUUUUAAUUUGUUUUUAAUCAGGAAGAAUCUUGAAAUUGCAUACCGGUAUUAGAAUAUCAUUUUAACGUAUGUUUAUCACACAAAACGAGCAACAUAAUAUAAUUAUAUUAAUAUACACUGUAUGUUCAGCAUAUAAACUUGGUGCAGUAUAUCUAUUAUGUAUUACAUAUAUUCGUCAUUCGAAUGAACAUGGUUUUAAAAUAUGUCGGAUUUCACUUUUUUACGAAAAUGAAAUAGUCAUAUGCAAUAUAUUCUAAACACAGAUGUAUCAGCAUAUUUAAAAAUAUAUAUUUAUAUUGGUUGCUCUUUUUAUUAGUAAAAAUAUUUUUUAACAUAAUUUAGUUGAACAUAUGAUUUAUAAGUAGCUCGUUUUUAUGGUAAACAUUUUUCAAACAUAUAUUACUGUUAAUCCUGUGUAGUGUUCGUUGAACUGGCCAAUUCUUCUGUACGUUCAAGAUUUGUCAUGUUGGAAGAAUUGUAUGUGUAUAAAUAUGUACCUCAAACUGUGUAUUAACGACAGCAUAAAAAGCAUAAUUGUGAUAUUUAAAGACACAAAACUAACAUUCCUUGUUAAAUUGUGUACAGAAUACAUAUAUAUUUGUUACUUUAAGCUAGUUUCCUUUUUCAUAUAAUGAAUGUAUUCAUUACUGUUUUUGUUCUAGGCAAUAAAAAAUUAUAUAUAAAAAGAUGUAAUCGAUGAUUUUCACAUUUUACUUGACACUUAAUUUAUCAUUGAUGAGCACUAGAGUUAUAGAAGCAAUUAAGUGUUUUUCUUUAUCAGUACAUAAUUUUUGAUAAUUCUUUGACAUGAAACUGUAGUUUAAAUAAAAAGCUAUAGACAAG
This is a messenger RNA of Saccostrea echinata, 5186 nucleotides long. RefSeq names its product basic salivary proline-rich protein 2-like. The record is from RefSeq and is a predicted model, not a curated record. Gene Ontology annotation, biological process: intracellular signal transduction; cell surface receptor protein tyrosine kinase signaling pathway. The coding region runs from base 249 to 2372 and encodes 707 amino acids. Lineage: Eukaryota; Metazoa; Mollusca; Bivalvia; Ostreida; Ostreidae. The transcript has 17 exons.